Molecule: messenger RNA, 3851 nt
Organism: Trematomus bernacchii (emerald rockcod)
Lineage: Eukaryota; Metazoa; Chordata; Actinopteri; Perciformes; Nototheniidae
Gene: ncapg2
Product: non-SMC condensin II complex, subunit G2
Exons: 27
Coding region: 104-3568 (1154 amino acids)
Biological process (GO): mitotic sister chromatid segregation
Cellular component (GO): condensin complex; nucleus
Source: RefSeq, a predicted model, not a curated record
UGCGCGGGCUCUUAUGGCAGGCUGUCGUUCAGCGGCUGUCGGAUCACAGAAUUAUUAAUAAAAAGGAAUAUUCGUGUUUCACGUCUUUUGGAGAACCACAAACAUGUCGAAGCGAGAGGCUUUUCUGGAGUCCUGCUGUACGGAGAAUGUGGACGAGUUCCUCCGCUUUAUUCAGCUUCAUAGGAACAAGACGGAGCCCUUCGAUGUGGAGGAAGUUCUGCAGGAGAUGAACAGAGACCAGAGGCAGACGCUGUGGGGGAAACUGUCCUCUCUUCUUCAGGACGUUCUGCAGGAGGGGAGGAGAGAGGAAGGGAGGGAGGAAAGGAGAGAGGAGGGAAGGGAGGAGGCCAUGGAGGUGGCCAUGGAGGUGGAGGCAGCUGCAGACCCCAAUCAUGUGAGGUCUGUAGUGGGCGGUGUUACUCUGGUGGCUGCUGAGUCCCUAAAGGUUCUGCAGGACGGAGAAACCUACAGUUCUCUUCUGGAAAUCAUCCACAGGCUGCAUGAUAUGUUGGAGCUGCAGCCGGUCUCUGAAGCUCCGCUGCAGGUCCAGAUCCUCAGACUGUGUGACGCCUGGUGGAAGAAAGAUCUGAAGGAGAAGGAAACGUUCGGUCGCAGCGCUAUGAUCAUCGCUCUGACGAAAAGCUUAGAUCUGAAGAAGCCGGGUACAGAGAUCCAGAGAGUGUGUAGUCUCCGGGAGGUUCUCCUGGGUCUGGAUUACACGUCAGAAGACAACAAGCAGGUGAUGGAUCUGUUGCUGAAGUGCUUCCAGCACCCGGCUUUCCUCCGGAACGACGACGGAAAACGCUUCCUGGUGUUUCUCUUCAGCUGGAACAUCAACUUAAUCUCGGUCAUCCACGGCACCAUCAAGAACCAGCUGGAGUUCUUGAGCAUGGUGGUAACGGCUCAUAUCGCUGAGAUCUACUUCAGAGCGUGGAAGAAAGCCGGCGGUGAUUUCCUGGAGAAGAUGGAGAGCUCCUGCGUUCAGGAUUUAAUGCAGAACGCCAUCUUACUCCACAGAUCCUCUCCUGUCUACGGCAAAGUCCGAAAGAUCGUGAGCUACUUCCACUCGAGGAAAGGCCGUCCCAAAGUGGACAAGAUGCUCUCCAAUCUCUACAAGCCCAUUCUGUGGAAAGCUCUCAGUGCGCCAAACUUCGAGGUGCGAGCGAACGCCACGUUGCUUUUCACCGAAGCUUUCCCGGUGCUUGACAUGGAAAGUGGCAACAAGACGAGCACAGACGAGGCCAUUCAGAAGCAGCUGGACACGGUCAUGGUGCUCCUGGAUGAUCCUCACCCCACAGUUCGCUCCAACGCCAUCUUAGGAGUGUGUAAGAUCCUGGCUAAAUACUGGGAGCUGCUUCCUGCCGCCAUUAUCACCGACUUCCUGAAGAAGCUUGUGAUGGAGCUGGCGUUCGAUUCGAGCUCUCCUGACGUCCGCUGCUCCGUCUUCAAGUGUCUCAUCAUCGUGCUGGACAACAGCCUCAGCCAUCCCAUCCUGGAGAAGCUGCUCCCGACUCUGAAAUACAGUUUGCACGACAACUCGGAGAAAGUCCGCAUCGCUUUCCUCGACAUGCUCAUUAAAGUGAAGGCUGUGCGAGCUGCUAAGUUCUGGUCCGUGUGCAGCAUGGAUCAUCUUCUCGCUCGCCUCGCCAUUGCCUCGUUCUCCGCGUCGAAGCGCAUCGUGGAUCUACUUUUCAAGUCCUUCUUCCCCGUGAACGAGUCGGAUAAGGAGUGGUGCGGCCGCUGCAUCACACUCAUCCAGAUGAACCCCGCCGCCGCCAGGAAGUUCUACACACACACACACAAACACACCGCGCCCACCAACAUCAUAAAGCUGAUGUUGGCGAUUCGCCGCAUUCUGAACUCUUGCAUCCAGACCCAAGGCGACCUGUCUGAGAUCAACGACAGCAACAAGGAGAACAGCGCACAGGCGGAGCCUCUGUUGGGGAAGGACAGGGCCGUGGUGUCCGGCCUGCUGGAGGUUGUGGUGAUUCUGUGGAGGAGUGUGGAGAAAAACCUGAAACAAAACCAAGAGGCGAAGAAAUACACAUUCGCCAAGUUUGGAAAUGUCAUCUCUAAGUAUUUCCACGCCUUUGAUGAUGAACGAUGCACCGUUCCUCUCAUCCAAAUGGCCUCUUUAAUGCCUCCUGCUGCAGUGCCAACAUUCAGCUGUGGCGUUUUAUCCAGAUUGAGGAAGAUGGAGUCUGGAGUGACGAGUGCAAACUUCAGCCAGCUGUUAGACUGCAUGUGCGGCUGGGGCCAGGCUGCAGACGUCCUUGAACUCGUCACCAAUUGGCUCUCUGAGGCCCUGCCACAACAACCGGACAAGGGGAACGUGAAGAGGAAGAAGGUUCAGAUCAUGGAAAAGAUCGAGAGUAAACCGGAUCUGGCGCUCGAUUAUCUGGAAUAUCUUUUCACUCACUCUUCAACUCGAGAGAAAGUUCUGGAUCUGGAUCAGAGAAAACUGACGCAGCUUCACACAGUGCUGGAGAACUGGAGGUCGGUGCUCUUUUCUCACCUCAGCUCUACAGCAAACGAUAAAAGUCCCAGCGUGGAAAUCGCUCUCAAAGUCUUCACGUACCACGGCCGACUCGGAGCACAUCUGCAGCAAAAAUCCCCAGACGGUCGAGAAUACCUGUUGUCUCUGGAAAAUGUUGCAGCCUGGAUCGCUGAGGAGGUGCUACCCUUCCUCACUAUACCCAACACAGAUGGUGAUGAAGAGGAGCAGGAGGAAGAAGGGGGGAAAUCUCCACUGCUGGCAGCACAGAUUACUGAGAGCUUCCUGACGUUGUGCCGGGACGUUUUACUCGUGGGUUUGGGCGACGAGAUGUUCAAAGGUCUAAUCCUCCACUUGUGCUCGCUCACCCUCCUCUCUGAGGCGGGUUACCUGUGCAUUCCUGCAGUGCUUCUGAUUCUAAAGGAGAUUGCAGACAGCUACUCACCUGAAGACAAGCAACAGGAAGAGGAGGGGGGGAAAGAGGAAGAUGCCACCGCUGUGAUUCUGGGUGUCGUGGCCAACAUCUUCCAGAAAAUCAUCGAGCUGCUGUCUCGUCGAGUCAGGAAGGAACCAGAGGAGGGGAGACAGUUGUGUCAGUCAGCGAUCCCCGGCCUCAGUAACUUCCUCCAGGUCGCUCAAACGUGGGACAAACCCCCCCUCAGCGGCGUCUUCUCCACUCUGUUCGCCGUCAUCAUCGUGGAGAAAAGACAUCUGCUGCAGAAGGUCACCCUUCCUGAGGAGGUGGUCACUCCGGAGUCAGUGGAGGACAUGCCUCCUCUGUCCAGCGCCCUGCUGUCCGUCAUCCUCAAAUUACCGUCACUCACCAGGUCAUUUUUGGCCGAAGUCAGCUCCUCUUUUGAGUCUGAGGCCGUCUUCAGCAGUCUGAGCGAACUGGCUGCUGUUCUGCACAUCUUAUCCAUCAUCAGACACACCGGUCAGUGUAAAGCCAGUCUGAAGAUGGCCACCUCUUCUGUGCAGCAGCAGCUUCACUCGCACGCCGUCACGUCCACAGACAUCCAGAGGGUUAUCUAUGAAUCUUCUGUGAAGACCUUGAAUGAGAUCCUGGAUUUAUAAAUGGAUGUAUUUGAAAUGUAAUCCCUGCUUCAGGUUUGUAUUUGUGGAAGCGUGUAAUCAGAAAAAGAGACGUCUCACGAGACCUUUGUAUAUUUAUCUCUCGCUGGCACUUUUCACAUCUUUGAUCAUGUUAGAAAUAUGGUGUAAUCUUCUGAAAGCUUGCUCUCUUUGCUCCAAAACCAUUUUAUUAUGAUAUACAUAUAUUUUUCUCAUGUUACACUUCCUGUUUUCUGUCAGCUGUCACUUCUGAUCAGAAUAAAACUCAAAGUAUUGUUCAACGAUA